AUGGAUCUCGACAUCCCCAAACUCUGGUCCCAACUCGUGGCCACCUACGAUCCCUACACAAUAGACGUAGUCGGCCAACUCAUCCUACACCUCCUAUUCUGGUGGCUUCCCUGCACGCUCUUCGUCUCCCUCGACACCAUCGCCCCCUCCUUCUCAGCCCGACACAAGAUCCAACCCGCCCCCAAGCAACCCACCUCCUCCGAGAUAUGGCACGCCGUCCUCAUCUCCAUCCGCAACCAGGCCAUCGUGUCCGCCCUCCAAAUAGGCCUCUCCUACGAAUCCUUCCUCCACGGCCGCCCUCCCGCCCUGCGCGUUGAAUCCCGCCUGCCCCCGCUCGCAGAAUUCACCCGCGACAUUCUCCUCUGCGUGGUCGGCCGCGAAGUACUCUUCUACUACGCCCACCGGCUGUUCCACGUGCGGUACUUCUAUCAGCGGAUUCACAAGAUUCACCACCGCUUCACUGCGCCUGUGGCGUUUGCGUCCGAGUACGCGCACCCGGUGGAGCAUGUCGUUGCGAAUAUGCUGCCGAUUGCACUGCCGCCCAUGCUGCUGAGGACACAUAUCGUUACGAUGUGGGUGUUUUUGGCGUAUCAGCUUGUUGAGACGGCGACGGUGCAUAGCGGGUAUGAUUUUCUGCAUGGGCUGGCGAGGAAGCAUGAUAGGCAUCAUGAGAGGUUUAAUGUGUACUUUGGGGGGAUUGGGGUGUUGGAUUGGUGGCAUGGGACGGAUGAGAGGGGAGGUCCGAGGAGUGGGAAGAAGGUUGAGUAG
This is a messenger RNA of Pochonia chlamydosporia 170, 768 nucleotides long. Its product is annotated as sterol desaturase family protein. The transcript has a single exon. Gene Ontology annotation, molecular function: C-4 methylsterol oxidase activity; iron ion binding. Gene Ontology annotation, biological process: ergosterol biosynthetic process. The record is from RefSeq and is a predicted model, not a curated record. The coding region runs from base 1 to 768 and encodes 255 amino acids. NCBI's taxonomy places the organism in Eukaryota, Fungi, Ascomycota, Sordariomycetes, Hypocreales, Clavicipitaceae.